CGAAGGUGCGAGCAGCCUUGCGCAUUCCCGAAACGGUUAUGACUGCUCAGAGAGUGCCGAUCCCAGGAGACGAAACCCUGUGCAUUACCCUUCGGCGGCUGGCAUACCCAAACCGACUGAAGGACCUUGAGGACUUCUUCGGCCGACAUAGUUCGACGAUAUCGUCCUUGACGAUAGAGGUCUUGCGGCACAUUGAUGAGAAGUUCUUCCACCUGCUGCACGAUGUGAAUAACCACAGUUGGCUGACCAUCGACACACUGGAGAAUCUCUCGAAGGCCAUUUACUCUAAAGGAGCCCCACUUACCAACUGCUGGGGCUUCAUUGAUGGCACUGCGCGUGCUAUAUGCCGACCCACUAGGCAGCAGCAGCUCUACUUUAGCGGGCACAGAAGGUUCCAUGCCCUGAAGUAUCAGUCAAUAAUGUGCCCCAAUGGCAUCAUUUGCCAAUUGGAUGGAUGUUAUCCAGGCAGCAAGCACGAUGCUGGUGAGUAAAGGGUAGUUCAUAUGCCUGGAAGUUACAUUUCCCUCCAUGUUACCAUGGGACUGUCAUGUACUACACCAAGUAUCAAACAAAAUAGGUCAAAUUCCUAGUGCUACAGUUAGUUUGAAAUAUAUCUUUUCCACACAAACUAUGGUGCUGGCUUACAGCUCAGUCAAACUCACAUUAGAUUAUUGUCACUUAGCUUGGGGUACACCAGGUUAAGUGGCAUUCACUUAAUCCAAGAAAGGUACCUCAGACAUGCAUAUAAAUUGUCACAGCACAAUUCGACUGCAGCUUUAUUUAGUGACUAUAGAGUGACCAAAGCACAAAAC
Rhipicephalus sanguineus (brown dog tick) is the source of this 812-nucleotide messenger RNA. RefSeq lists its product as uncharacterized. The record is from RefSeq and is a predicted model, not a curated record. The coding region runs from base 39 to 491 and encodes 150 amino acids. The transcript has 2 exons. NCBI's taxonomy places the organism in Eukaryota, Metazoa, Arthropoda, Arachnida, Ixodida, Ixodidae.